AUGGAAUUAGAAGAAGAAACUAUCUUUACUGUUAUGGAUCUUUGUAAAUUUGGAGUUAAACAAGAAAUACAAGCACAGUAUGGAUAUGGUGAACGUGUCAGGAAAGAAAGAUCUCAGAUUUCAUUCCACUGCAAAUAUCCAAAAUGUCCUGCACAUUUUAAUGUUGCAAUCUUGGAUCAAAAUAAAUACAAACUAAUCAAAAUAGUUGAAGAACAUGAUCAUUCCGCCCCAAAUGACAAAAGUCAAUAUUCGUCUGUCUUUUAUCGCAAAUAUUUAGAACAUUACUUCCAAACAGAUGACAAUCAAAGAGCGAUAGCACAGCUAAAUGCAUUCAAAGAUCUUGAAAUUUCUCUUACAGGUCCGUCCAUUCCAGAGAUGUACGCUCAAAAACCACGUGCAAUCAAACAAUUUGCAGAGAGAAUACAUGCUCUUCAAACUAGAUAUUCUCCUGACGAUGUUGU
Trichomonas vaginalis G3 is the source of this 461-nucleotide messenger RNA. Its product is annotated as MULE transposase domain-containing protein. The annotation marks the transcript as partial. The record is from RefSeq and is a predicted model, not a curated record. The transcript has a single exon. Lineage: Eukaryota; Parabasalia; Trichomonadida; Trichomonadidae.